GGCUCCGUACACUGACUGUAGGUAUACGCGUUCGCGCUCGCCACUGUGGAUCACGGCACGGUAGUCACACUCUUGAGCUGGUUGAUUAAGUUUCGAUUUGCUAUCGGGGAACCGCGAACGUAUAUGACUGAUUGAAUUUGUCGGUCGGCCGUCGUCUGUCUGAACUUGAUUAGGGCUUUUUUGUUAGUACCGUUCUUAGUGGAGAGUCGAACUCCCGGGUGUUCAGAAGAAUAUGUAUACCGUGUCCAAAGGGCCCAGCAAGCUGGUGGCAAAAACGCGACGAGGUAUUCCACAGAACUAUGAAAAGUUCGAGCUGAUGCGUGACCUGGGCAAGAAGAGCAGCAACGGCGGUGACUGUGAUAUGGCCAGUGAAGUGAGCAUACCCCGGCCGGUGUUUCAGACGACGAAAAAGUCAUCGGCGCAUCGAGCGCAGCAACAGCAGCAAUCAGAGCCAGAGCAUCUCAGCCCGCAGCACGAAGAGCUGAUAAAAUAUAUCAAUGACUCGUGGAACAUGGUGAUGGCGUCCAAUCCCUAUGACGUCCCAGGAUCGCCAGACAGUAUGAGUAAGGCGACUAUGCACACUCUCGUAUAUCUUUCACAGCUAAUGUAUGAAUCUCAUUCGCUUUCAGGUUCGAACACCUCCCUCUCAUCAUCCUGCAGCACCAGUUCGAUGUCGUCGAAUGGUUCCAACAGUAGUACCACCACCCUGUACUACAACGACCCGCCCAGUCCGGUGCUGGUCGACUUCAAACCGUUCGAUCUGGAAUCCUGGUGGGGGAGGAGAAUAUUCAACAAUAUUACCAAAAACCUGUGAAAGUCUGAGUUGUAACAUAAGUAGAAGCAAGACAGCACAACAAAUCGCAUAAGAAACCAAAAUACACACACAGUUUUACACACAAGACAAGACAAACAAACAAAAAGAAUACUUAAAAAACCUAUCGUGAAACUAAUCAACCUUAUAGGAUACACACUAUAUGAAAAUCUGUGAAAGCAACUAAUUCGGAAUAUUAGCGGUACCUUUCGAAACUCUGAUGGGGCGUACAGAGCAACAGUUGGCGGAAAUCAAAUGGUGCAUAAUUAUCAGUUCAGAAUCAGUAUGCUAGAACAGCACAUAGCGAAGGAGUAGCCUGUAGGCAUUAAGGAAACAUCAAGACACACAGGACAAGAAGAGAAGUGGGGUGCAAGCGGCGCGGCGGUUGACUUCUAGGGCGUGUUUCUGUGAUCAGCUUUAGCAAGCAUUUAGGAAUGUCAGCACGAUUGAAAGCGUCUUGUGCGAAUGGGUGAUUAUUGAAUAGCUGCUGGUUUGGUUUCCUAUAGUUUUUAUGUUUUCACACCUGAUCAUCAAAUUGGUUCCUAGUUCUCUUGCCAAAAAACAAAUUAUUUUAGAGCGGUACCAUCAAGUCCAUUUGUCACGUUACUCUGGACACUACGGCCUAAGAUUUCACGCUUAAUUUGUAUGUUUUUUUUUCGUUUAAGAACAGGGGGAAAAGCUAGUUCAUAGUUGGGAUCGUUCUCCAAAAAUUAGUCAUAUGUAUCUCAAAUUGGAUUAGGAGAAGGAGUACAAACCGUGAACCUU
Molecule: messenger RNA, 1576 nt
Organism: Aedes albopictus (Asian tiger mosquito)
Lineage: Eukaryota; Metazoa; Arthropoda; Insecta; Diptera; Culicidae
Product: MAPK regulated corepressor interacting protein 2
Exons: 4
Coding region: 233-814 (193 amino acids)
Source: RefSeq, a predicted model, not a curated record